CGGCAUCGUGGGUUCCUCCGGCAACGGAAUGAGUUCCGAAAUCCUGGUGGAAACCUCUUCGGCCGCCAUGGUUCUGCCGUCCUCACCACUACCCUUUGGGGCAAGUGUGGGGGCCGCGACCAUGACGUCGUUUUCAAUGCCGAGCUCGAUUUUUGGGUCGGCCCCUCGACCCAUUCCCGGGCUCGAAACCACGGGGGAUCACCCCGUCGUUAGGCCGAUUUCGGUGCCCGCUAAUUUGGUUCAAAGGCCACCGAAGUUCAAUGGGACGAACUUCAAGAUGUGGCAACAAAAGAUGAUGUUUUUCUUGACCGUCCUGGGGUUUGCUGAGUACAUACAGCAAGAUCCCCCUCAGCCCAAUGAAGCCAACGACCCCCUUGUGGCAAUGGUGAACCAAGCGUGGUAUCACAACAACUAUCUCGCCUUAAAUAUUAUUCUUGAAGGGCUGGGAGAUACGUUGUACCCCGUCUAUGUCGGUGUGACGCUCGCCAAGGAGCUUUGGAAUAGCUUGAACAAAAAGUAUCAAGCUGAAGAUGUCGGCACGAAGAAGUUCAUCGUCGGAAAGAUGUUGGACUACAAGAUGGUCGAUAGCAAAUCUGUUGUCGCCCAGGCUGAGGAGCUUACAGUUAUCUUCAAUAAAUGCAAUGAAGAAAAAGUAGGCGUCAGCGAGGCCUUUCAAGUGGCGGCCAUCAUCCACAAACUUCCCCGGUCAUGGGAAGAUUUCCAAGUCGACCUCAAGCUCAAAAGAACGAAACUGAAUAUGGAGCAACUGCUCACGCGGUUGAGGAUCCGAGAGGAAGGGCUUGCUAGAAGAAAUGGAGGGGCUAAGGCGAAUGUUGUAGAACAUCCGUCGGGCUCUUCACACGGUGGGAAGGACAAAAAGAAGAUGGGUCCUAAAGGUGGAGUUUCUAAAUUUGCAGGAAAGUGCUACAAUUGUGGCAUUACCGGGCAUCGUUCCUCCGAUUACAGGAAGAAGAAGCCACAGAAGAACAAGAAGAAAACCACCAAAGCUAUGUGUGCAGAGCUCGACAACUUGGACCUCUGCGCAGUUGUCACCGAGGCCAUUAGGCGUAGCAUCCUCAGAGCUGCCGACCUCGAGCUCACCCCUCCUCGAGAUUCCGAAACCUGGCCUGACUGGAUAGAAAAACAAAUCGACAGCAUCUGUUCUUCUAGCUUUUUAUAAAAUCUCCAUGGCCUGGAGAUCUGUAAAUGGUAACAACAUCGUGCGUUGACCACCCCAUUGCUAUAUACUCCCUCCGUCCCAAAUUAUUUACCACAUUUCUCUUACCGAAGCAAAAUAUCAAGCUUUUUCAAUUCAUUUCAUUUACAUAUUGGUAAAGAAAUAAGAGUAAAUUAUAUAAAAGGUCCCCAGUUAUAAGUCGUUUUACAUAUUUAGUCCCUACAUAUCAAGUAUUACUUAUUUAGUCCCCAAUUAUUAUAUUUAUUUCCACGAAUAGUCUUUUGAUAACAUUUUCAUUAAAAACGUGGAUAAAAUUUUAAAUUUACACUCCUUUUUUCCUAAGUUAAACUUUCUCCAUCUUCUCAUAAUUUUUCCCAAACUCGUCGCUGAGUUUGAAGCUUUUAAACCCAAAACUUAAAUGAUCG
Cuscuta campestris is the source of this 1602-nucleotide messenger RNA. NCBI's taxonomy places the organism in Eukaryota, Viridiplantae, Streptophyta, Magnoliopsida, Solanales, Convolvulaceae. The record is from the annotation of a GenBank genome assembly.